UCAGACGAAAGGUGUAAUGAUCCUCGAAACUGAGACUUGAAUAUGGUUGGGACGAUAUUACUUGACGUUACCUGACAUUACAAGGAGCAAGAUAGUUGACAAGUAAUAUUUUUAUGCCUGUUUACUAUAACUGCCCAACGUGUAGAACAAUUUAAGAAAAUAGUUUACUGUAAUUUCAAUUCUACGAGCUGUAACAAUCAGCCGACAACAACUGAGAUGACUGGAGUCAUUGCGACAGCGGUUUUGAUGAUUUCUUUGAAGACAGCCUCUCCCAGCCUACAGGACGUGAGAUCAGCGCUACAGGAACCGAGGAUCCUGCUACCUCAGGAAAGAUCGCUGAGUCCUCACGACAUCGCUGUGCUCCCCGAUCAGUCAACCCAGCAAGCUGCUACUCAGCCACAAUGGAACUCCCAUCCACGAUCGGCCACUCGAAUCGUUCCAAAGUACACGAAAAUGGAGAAAAGUUCUUACAGAGGCGACAAUUCUAGGUUUCUUCGUUGGUUUUAUGCUCCGAAUCUGAGCCGAGAAGAUCUUGAUCCAGACUCCGUUGGUACAGGACACGUGGAUGAAACAGUUCAAAAGCUCCGUGAACGAUUUAAAGGUGCAAAUAAGGAAAGGCAAUCUUCCACGCACGAAGAUUUAAAAACCGAGAUUCAUCAGGCACACACAGAAAACCCAAAUGCUUUCAUAGCGUCAAACCUGGAUUUGAAUAAAAAUAAGUCACAAAGUCGGUAUGUAAUCAAUCGUCAGAAGAAUUUCGCUUUUUUAGACUACGUAGGAGCUGGACCGAAAAGUUUGAAUACUCCAAUUGAUGUAAGCAAUAAAAAAACUAAACUUCGAAUUAUAACUGCAGAAGACAUUCGAAAGCUUAUUGAGAGGCGAAAUGAAAUCACGGCAAGUUCAAACUCACCCACUGAAGAAAAGCAUAAACUCACGUCUACAUCAGCUGUCAAAUCUGAAAAUUUCUCAAAUACUAAUGGAGGCCCUCAAUUGAGGCAAAAUGUAAAAUAUUCUCACAUUUCUGACCGCGAAGAACUUGAAGAUGGACAGCUGGAUGGUAAAUCAGCUAGCAGUGUAAUUUUGAGUUCAAAUGACAUAACUCAGCUUAGGAAGAAGCACUACAGGCUACAAACUAAACAUAGAAACAGCUUGCCAACGCACAAAGAAGCCCAUAACCAGAUUCGACCAAUCAAAAUCACGGAACAUGAUUUUGAUUAUAACAGGAGUUGGCCAGCAACAUCAAUUUCUUCGUUCUACUCUAAACCAAAAUUUGGAUGGAAAUUCCACGUCAAAGAGAAUGCAAACGCUCGGUCUGAUCUGGAAACAAGAGCUACUCAGUCUCCGGCUCCUCCAACUCCAGUCCGAGCUCCCAGACAUGAUCACGUUUGCAUUGAUCCUCGUGUUAAGUUUGGCUGCGCCUCGUGCUCCUUGUCUGUCAUCUGCAUAGACUCAAAAGCCUUCGUACAGGCAUGCGCCUUCCCUCAGGAAUCGUGUUACCCAGACCCUGCGUUUGGAGGAGGGGUUUGCAAACCUGGUCUACAGACCAACUGCUCCUGCAUCCCGGGAGUGACUGAGGAAAAACCUGAUCCAUUCGACCCUCGUUCAUACCUUCAGUGCGAUGGUUCCAAUUUGCCUAAAUUGAAUGCAUGCGAAACCAGAAAUGAAUUCCUCAUAACUGAAAAAAUAUGUGCCAAAAUUCCUCCUGUUCCCCGGUGUUCGGUUUUGGGAACGUUCGCGAACGUCAACGACUGCCGUUGGUAUUACUCGUGUUUGUUCCCGAUCGGUGCGAGCGGCAGCACCUCGUACCGACAAGUGUUAAGUCGGUGCGCUACCGAGGGAACUAUGUACAGCAACACAAAUAUGACUUGUCAAGCAGCUGACCAGUUCCCAGCAAACGACGCAUGCCUGCAAAACAUCAUUACAACCACUAUUACUACAACAACAACCAUGACAUCAACUUCUGUGACAUGUGAGGCUUCCACGAUGAGUACAACUGGCACAACCAAUACCACUCCUGUCCCAACGUCUUCCACAGCUACUUCUACAGGUGCCUCAUCUUCAACUAUUUCCGUAUCAUCCUCUACGGCCACUACAUCCAUGACAAUGACCUCAGGCAUUACCACGGAGACUUCGACCUCCUCGUUCUCAACUCCCACCACAUCAACGACCUCCGAACCACCCACAACAGCGACGUCCUCAUCACCUUCCCCAACUACUGCUAUCAUUCCUAUAGUACCUACGCCUGCACCGACAACCACCUCUACACCGGCUACCGUCACGACCACAACUGCCGUGACGGCACCUCCUAUUUACACUUGCCCAUUUUUUGUUAUCUUUUUCAUCUUCUGGUGGCCGGGUGUGGUUGAUUACUUAUGCUGGAUUACUUAACACGGCACACUGUUUACUUGCGCGCCGAGUUAGGGUAUGAAUAAGUUAAACUCGUAGAUUCAUGCAAUUAUGUCGUGAAAACUGUUUCCCGCCUAUACCACUUUUUUAGUGUAUCUUCCUCAACUACUUGAAGUCGUGUCACUUGUUGAUCGUUUUCAUGAAGAACAAUUUUGAAAUCUUUGUGGGAUUUUCAUUUAUAUUUAUCAGUUGAAGCAUUUUAGCGGAUGAAAGGAUACAGAAGCGUUUUUCAAACCGAUUUUUAAGCUCAGUUGUUCAGUUAUGUUGGAGUAUAACAACUUUUGUCUAAUUAUAUUAAACUUUGAUUGAAAACUUGUUUAGAAAACUUCAUAAUGUGCUUUCAGUUCUGUAGGAAUAAAGUCUUUUACAAAAUAUUUCUCAAAUAACAAAACUUGUCCAGUCGAAGUGCACAAGUUUCGUAGUCUUGUUGUAUUUGGAAUUUUCUCGCAAUUUCCAAAUUUAAUUUUCUCACAAAUUUUCUUUUACAAAUUUUCUCCCCGUUUUGUAGCUUUAGAAUAGACAAUUUUAGGGCGCAUUUAUCCAUUAUUCUCUACCACAUUUUCUUUUAUUUUCGCGGCAAGUAAUUAUUUAUUUAGGCUUUCAUUGAUCGGUGAUCCGUCCUAGUGAACUUAAUUAGCUUUUAUCCCUAUGCGGUUUUAGGAACUAUUUUUGUUUAUUUUACCUAACCUGGGGAUAAAAAUGGGGGAUAACUCUGCAACAGAUGUACAUAGCAUAAACAUUUAAAAAAUGCAUCAU
Messenger RNA from Hyalella azteca, 3162 nucleotides. RefSeq names its product signaling mucin MSB2-like. Bases 217 to 2388 code for a protein of 723 amino acids. NCBI's taxonomy places the organism in Eukaryota, Metazoa, Arthropoda, Malacostraca, Amphipoda, Hyalellidae. The transcript is spliced from 4 exons. The record is from RefSeq and is a predicted model, not a curated record.